CUUUAAACAAUUUCUGCACAGCCGUUGCAGUACAUACCAGGGCGAAGAAAAGGGAAAAACGGCGGCCGACGAGCAUAAUCACUCAACAUCGUCCGAACGUUGUCAAGACGUGUCAGACGUCAAAAAAGCAACUCGAUCUUGACUAGCCUACAUAUCUCAACACCCCCUCCACGACAUACUCUGAGAGAGACAUUCUGUCUUUCCUCCCCUGCUUCUCCGGCACACACCGCAUACGACUCUUUUUCAGUCUGGGGCCGACAUCUUGAGAGUUUCAAACGAGGACCUACACAUUUCGACUCAAUCCCGCUUGCCCUACCGCACAACCUGCGGCCUAGUCAAGUAACUCACGACAGCUCAUUAUUGUGUAUGACUCGGCUCGUACGACCCAAUAGGUAACCAAUUGCACUUGCCGAAGACUUCAGAUGCCUUAACUUGAUCUCGCAUUUGGUUUCCUAUUGUCAACUUGCGCCUCCGUCAAUAUCUCGCCUGCCUACAAGAGCUCCUGUCGCCUGACAGUUGGUAGUCUUGCCUGGAUUUCGAAUUGGACCAGAACACACACUGAAUCGAGUCUCGUGCGACUGCAGGCCGCGGUCUUGCUCGGUGAAAGUGACGCCCGCCAGCCGUUCCCCACAGGAAAAUCAAAUUUUUGGAUUUCGGUGCUGUGUUGUGCACCACUACGCUUCACUAAACAUCCCGCCCGAACUACCUACCUACCCAAGCCCCAUCGCACCGAGAGGUUUCGUUACCCAGCACUCGAAUGAACAAGGCACAUACCCUGACGACUCGACACACCUGCCCGGACGGCGCCUUGUGCUGCUGCCCUACGCGCGCUUAGACUUCACACGAUCACAAGCCCGACGAGGCUUAAAACACCUCUAAUAUACCCAUGGCGAACAUGACACCCCCCACCGACCAUGGCUCCGGCCGCAUGUCUUCUGUUUCGUCUAUGGGGCCUCCAAAGGUCAGGUCACGCACGCACAGUCUUUCCAGCGAUAGGGCAUCAACAAUUGGAGCAGGCCUCAUGUCCCCGCCCUUGACAGUUUCUCCCGAGGCAGCCUUCAUCGCCGCAGCGGCUGCUUCUCAGAUCGUCACAAACGACCACGACGCACAUCAAGAUAUCUGGUAUGACCAGCAGGGAAUCGAGCCCCCUUCAGAAACAGUACUCGUCUCUCCAGCAGCACUGGCAUUGAUCAACAACUUUCUCGACCGACUCCUCUUCAACCUUCUAUCUACCGCAAAGUCUACAAGCCUCGCUGCUCUGCGACCUGCGGUGUCUGAAGUAUUAAAGCCGAAACUUGCAAAAGAUGCGAUAUAUCAGGCCGAUGAGGAACUUCAAGAGUAUCUCGGUGGAGGAGAUGACGAGGACUAUGGGUCGCCCAGAAGAUCGGAAUCUGCUCGCGAUUGGGAUCUUGAGCUGGUAUGGAAGCGGACUCGUUUGCGGUGCAUGGUUUACUCAUCCCUGGGAGACUUGGAAGAGGAAGACGAAGAUUUUCACAUGGAGCAGGAGAAUCUACUUACCGGGGACGAGACUGUUGAGGAGACAAUAUCACCAGCCGUAGCCAUCUUUCUCACCUCGGUUUUAGAGUUCAUGGGAGAGCAGGCUCUGAUCGUAGCUGGCCAGGCUGCGUUCCAGCGGAUGCGUCACCAGUACGAGAAGUCAUUACGAGAAGGCACUCGAAGCCCUGCCGAUGUGGCCGACAGGAUAGUGGUCGGAGACAGCGACGUUGAGCGCAUUGCUCUAGAUAGGACCCUCGGACGACUUUGGCGUUCCUGGAAGAAGCAGAUGCGGUCCCCAGUUCUAGCUCAGGAGCCCACAUUCCGCAACUUUUCUCGAGACUCGGCAAGGAGCGGCUCCGUGAAGGAUUACAGAUGGCGUAGUCUGAGCGUUGAGCCACCACGGACAAGGAACGAUGGCUCUGUAUCUCCACUGGAAGCGGAUGAGGAGUCUACCGAGCCGGACAUGGACAGUGCCGGUGCAGAGAAGCCUGCGGCUUCUGUACCGCUACCGGUUGGUCCCGACGACAUGUUGGAGAUCUUGAUACCAGGUCUGGCACAUUACAGCGAUGACGAGGAGGAGCCCUACGAAAGCAAGAGCGAAACCCUACCAAGGCGUCCCAAGAGCAUGUUAUUAAGUCCUCUUGCUGCCGGAGUCAGGGAUCCACCAACACCAGCAACGUCGGUGCCAUGCACUCCAAAAUUCCCUCCUCGCAAGCGGGCCAACUCUCUCCCUACCCCUGCAGCAUCUCCAUUCUCGUCGCCCGCGAACAAGCAUAUCGAAACUGUCACAAGUCCGGCGGAAGAUGACGGAGCAGCGCUCUGCGAGCCUGUCACGUCAAAUUUGGAAACUCAGAAUAUGAGUGGUGGUAACAACGAGGUUCCUGCCACCAGGGUCCCGCCAUUGUCCCAGAAGUCCUCAAACGCAGUCACAACGGAGUUGAGAGCCGAUAAAGAAGUACAAAGGCCCACCAUCCAACAGAGGCGCAUGUCUUCGGCACAGAUCGCGGCUAUGAUUGCAGGCAGCUCUGGUUCUAAAUCCCCAGGUAUUGCCGCUCGAUCCCCAGGUCUGCCUGCCAUAUCACCGGCAGUAGCCGCCGCACCGGAGCAAGAGCUUAACGACGAAGCCGAGGAGAUUGAAGAGUUUUGUGAGGAGCCAGAGAUUCUCACGACCUCGAGGAUAUCAGUCUCUGGCAGGAGCACCUCACCCACAAUUUCGGAACGCAGCAAACCGGCGAUUACUAUCGGGAUCCCAAAACGAUCUGCAAGCGUGCAUUCCGUGCGGGUGAUCGAGGUAGCCACUCCGCGCAGUCCAAUGUCGAGGUCUAGAAACAGCUCCGCCGACGCACAGGAGCGCACUUCUCUGAGGAGCAGCAACCUGUCACGAACGGACUCUAACAAUGCCUUUACACCCCCUAUCAGGGAAGAGGGCGCCAGACAGACUAGUCCCACGAGGAAGGCCUACCCGUUCCCCACCAAGUCGACGCGCCUGCACCAAAGUGACUCGAUUUCGGAGGCCGAGGAAUCUAUUGGGUCGCCCGUCCCUACCAUGUCGGUUUCUACACUCUCAAGCAGGACUCCUACACCAUUGUUGGAUCAGAAGCCUACUACCAGCUAUGACGACCUCGAGGCUCAAGCCCAAGCCCAGCCACCAACCAUCUUCACAGUACCUAGGGACUCUAACUCGCAAGGCCGCAACUCACCCGCUACCAAAGUCACGAUUGUCAGUUCCAGCUCUUCCAGUGGCACUUUUUACCAUGAGGACAAGUCCACUGUACCAAGCAAGUCGAGGUCGGCCACCCAGACCAACGCGGAUGUGCCUUGUCCGCCCGAACGCAGCUCCAAUCGGCCUCAGGGCACAAGCCCAUCGACCCGACAGGCGUCUUCCACCACUACUGUCUCGGUCGAGCGAUCCAGCCCUAACCGACGUGCGCCGUCUCAGACCAGAGAAGCAGUUGAGCCUCCCCGUGAACGGUCAAUCACCCCCAUGUCUAUGGAAAAGGGCUCGAACCGCAAGCACCAUGAUUCUGUUUCGACAGUCUCGUCUCUGCAGCAGAGGCUGAAGCCUGUCCGCGCUUCGCAAGACUCGACAAGACCGGUAGACAUCAAGACCUUCGAUGAGCUGAUCCAGAGCGACGAAACGAUUCAGUACACGCUGACGCCAGAGAAUAUGCGUGAUAUUGAUUCUACGCGUUCUGGCAAGAAUGACAGUCCGGUCCUUAGGCCUAAGAGCCGGAAGGGUGAGGAAAACAAGUUCCAGGAGCACUCUCGCUCGGCCUCUACCCCAACUGGAGGUCCUCGUGCAGUCGACCUCAAGAGGUCAGCUUCAGUCUCGAGGGCUGGUGCUCUGAGCUCUCAUCCCAUCAACGAAGGUGCACCUCUAUCUGGGCCAAUCCCAAGAGCUCCCGGUCUUACGCCUUCCAAAUCCUACGGCGCGGGACCGCAGGCCCGUGAUGCUAGGAUUCCAUUGGAGUCACUAACCGAGUUUGCCGACUUCAUCCGCGCUACCGGACCACCUGGUGCCAGCGGUAGUAUGGGCGCAUCCUCAUCCCGUACACCCGCGUCUAGUGUGUCCAGAACCACCGCCGGCCCGGCGGCCGGUUCCAAACAGAGUCUAGAAUCCAGCGGUCGCGCGUCAAACACUAGCAAUCGUGCACGCUACCAGGCUCGCGAUGCAGCCAUCGACCCCCGGGAAGAUAACUCGGACCUGAUCGAUUUUAUUCGUCGCGGUCCCCAGACCAAGGACAACCCUCGGAUACCUCGAACGGUCGCGCCGUUCCGCAACACAAUGGACUCGGACCAGUUCGCAACUGCUUCGGGUGGCAAAGCUGUCGACGCUACGCUGCCGGAUCUUCGUCACAGUGCCGCCUCGACCAGUGUAACGGAAAACUCGGUGCCGUCUUCUAUCAACUCGCAGAGCGCUCUGCUUCGCAAGGACAAGUCUUUGGCCGGCGCCCGUGGUGGCCAAGGCAAUACGAACAUGUUUGAUGAAGAGGAUAUGAUUCCCAAGAGGAAGCAGAGACGAGUCCGCGACCCCUAUGCCAUUGACUUUAGCGACGAGGAGGACGAUGAAUUUGAAGAGGCAACACCCAAACCUCCCAGGCGCCUCCAGCCGCCCAUUGAGAAGGAGGAGACUCUUGCUGAGUUCCUCAUGAAUGUUCCCCCUCCCAAGGAAACGAGCCCAGUCCCGUUCAACCUCCCAUCGCAGAAUCCACCCACACCGAAGAAGAAAUCCAGCACGGCCAGUCUCAUUUCGCGCUUCACACGCAGGGACAGCACCAAGAGCGACAGAAACAAGGCUGAGAAGGAGAGCAACAAGCUGACCAAACAACCCGAUCCCAACUCGGUUGCGCCUCAGAGCCGAGCUGGCGGCGGCCGUGGCUACGUUCCCAUCCAGGUGAACCUCCCACCCGGAGUCCACGACUACGGAGCGGUGUCCCCGCGGCCUAAAACUACGGGCAGUUCGGGUAGGGUCCCCAUGAGGAAGUUUGAGCCGCGCGAGGCGGUUCCGGUGCCGAACCGGGCCAUCUCUGAGCUCGCCGACUUUUUGCGCAACUCGGAGCCGCCGCGCAACUUUGGCCCGGCUGCCUAUGGUGGAGAGAACGGGCAGAGACUGCCCAAGCAGUUUUCCGAGAGCGGACAGCGUCUGCCGAAGCAGUUUGCUCAAAGCUGAGACCGGACAGUGUGACGGGCGCAUUGCUGCUCAGAGCCUCGGACUUGCAUGCACAAUCACGAUAAUGCCAUCAUGACAGAUCCCGAUCGCAUCUUUAAGUCUUUUACCAGUCCCAAAGGCUGGUGAAAUAUUAUUUUAUCCGCAUUUUCAAUUUUGUACAGUGUCUAUUCGUUAACCCCCUUUUUUUCCUUCUCUUUUGUACUUUUUUUUUUCCUGCACCGAUUGGAUCGACUUUUGGAAAACAAAAAUUCAUUAUUCAUACAUUGCACAGCAUUUCAGAGCAAAAUUUGUUAAAAUUCAUCACCUUCAUUUCUUUGUCAAUAACGAGGCAGUAUAGCCUUUUUUUUUUCAUUCUUCAACCUGGCUUCCAUGGGGAUUUUUCUUUUCUUUUCUUUUCUUACUUGGGUAUUGAUACCAUCUGGCGGGAUACCAUGGGCCGAGACCAAGAUUAUACAGGUUCGAUUUCUAGUAUACCUUGGCCCUGUUUGCUAUUGCUUUAUUACACUUUGGGGCUGAGAUUUUGGGUUUUGAUAAAUGCUUUGCUUGACAAAGUCACAUUUUGCUUGGUAUUGUUCAUAGUUGAUUGGUGCCAUAUCCAUAGAACUCUCUGGACCACUUUGGAUAGUAUAAACGGGUACCUUGUACAUUGCAAAA
Messenger RNA from Pyricularia grisea, 5821 nucleotides. RefSeq lists its product as uncharacterized. Bases 887 to 5167 code for a protein of 1426 amino acids. NCBI's taxonomy places the organism in Eukaryota, Fungi, Ascomycota, Sordariomycetes, Magnaporthales, Pyriculariaceae. The record is from RefSeq and is a predicted model, not a curated record. The transcript is spliced from 3 exons. Gene Ontology annotation, molecular function: protein heterodimerization activity.